Messenger RNA from Paramacrobiotus metropolitanus, 1483 nucleotides. RefSeq lists its product as uncharacterized. The transcript has 9 exons. The coding region runs from base 428 to 1417 and encodes 329 amino acids. Gene Ontology annotation, cellular component: spliceosomal complex. The record is from RefSeq and is a predicted model, not a curated record. Lineage: Eukaryota; Metazoa; Tardigrada; Eutardigrada; Parachela; Macrobiotidae.
UGCGGCUUGAAUUUUUCAAAAUUCUUUGCUUUUCCGUUGUCGGCACUGAAUCGGCGUUUAAUAAAUUAUGAUUUUAAUUGAAUAUAAAAUAUCAGAAAGCGUGGGAGCAAUUUUUUAUCGAUCAAGAAAUUAAUGACAUUUUUUAUUUUGGCUACUACUUUGCUAUCUGAUAAGUGUUGAUAGUAAUCAGCAGCCUUGGUUCGCCGUUUCAUUAUUCAUAAUACUGUGCGAAGCAUUUGACUCUAUGAUACUACGGUGCUUUCCCUGCUUUGGAAUAGCAUCCUGUAGGCUCACCGUUAGUUCUUCUAAAGCCUUGGAAUACUUCUCCUGGUUUGUUAUUAAAUAUUGAGUAUUCAGAUUUUAAAGCAAAAUCGAGACCUCCACCUCGUUAUGAGUAUUGGUGAUAUUCCCUAUUCCAAGUUCUUCUAUGAAUCUACAGACUAAGAAGUCCGAGAAGAGAAACGAUGAUUGGGCGACUGGAGACCUCGAUUCCUCAGUGAAAAUGCGGAAGCUUGCUAAUGGACUGAAGAAAACUUUGACCAGCAGGGGAGGAAACGUUUCAGAGGAGAUCACAAAGAUUGAUGCCGUACCAAUUGUUGAGCCGAUUGAUGAGGCCACAUUGCGGAAGAUGCUUAAUGCAUUUGAGAGGAAAGCGUUAAAGAGUAGAGCGAAUGGCUUAAAGAAUUCCGAUGAUGCGGCCAGGUUUAUGAAUUCUGAGAUUGAACUGAAUGAUACUGUUCAGGAAUUGCACAUUAUUAACAAUGUUGCGGCGCCACCCGAUUUGUAUGCCGUCCUCCUGCAAAUGAACAGUGCGCAGACGUCGACGCAGCUCUUAUCUCACGCAAACUCUGAAUUUCUUAGAAUGACAGCGAACGACAAGGAUAUUCGAAAUAUGACCUUGUGUGUGCGACAUGUGGAGUUUGUUCCCGAGUGGUUUCUCUCCAGAUGUUUGGCAGUCGUUCAUGAAAAUCGUUGCGCACGGAGCUCUGAUUUAAAUGGAAAAGUCUCUAAAGGAGAUUCCGCAUUUAGGGAUGACGAAAAUGCGCUUUUGGAAGCUUGCUUGUGCCGCCGAUUCGACUAUGGAAAAAUGCUUAGUAGAUUACGAAGAUUACCUUUCAUUUCCAUAGUUGCCGCAGCCGAAUUUAUUCUCCAAAAUCUCCACGAUAAUCCUUGCACUAUGGAGGGAAUCACAUGGAUAGCGGUUUUAAUUGAAUCGCACUUUAUGGAGUGGACAAUUGCAGCCGAUGCCCAUCAGGUCCUGGUUGACCUGCAGCACGUCAUAUCAGAAGAGAUCGAUACACGGUAUUCAUGGUUAGAAAUUGAGGGCAAGAUCGAAUCCCUUAAUGCUGUUUCGGAAGCGAAAAAGGUGGACCAGAGCGAAGACCGGAAAUAUUGGCAUUCUGUUAUAGAGUAUUAAAUGCUUAGUUCUUACAUUUAUUUUGUUAUCGGGAAGAUAGUGAAACUGUGAUGAAUGUAAUGUUAA